AUGACAGACACUCACCCCCUCGUGCUCUACGACAUCUCCUCCCCGCUCCAACCGCGGUCCUACGCGCCGAAUCCUUCAAAAGCCCGACUGGCGCUCAGCUUCAAGCGAGUGCCGUUCACGACGCACUGGGUCGACAUCCUCGAUAUCGAGACCGUGCGCAAGGGUCUCGGGUGCGCAGCAGUCCGCAAGCUGGACGACGGCUCCGACUUUUACACGCUCCCGAUGCUGCAGGACCCUUCCUCGGGCACUGUGGUGGGCGACUCGUUCGACAUCGCCACUUAUCUCGAGGACACGUUCCCAGACUCCGGCGCCGGCAGACUGUUUCCUCAGGACUCGACCGGCACGGGCCUCGACUACACGAGCCCGCACAUUGACGCAUCCUUCCCGGCGCCGCUGACAACUCACAAGGAUGCGAAGCAUGCGGCCUACGCACGCUUCAACACGCACGUCGACGCCACCUUCUCCGCGUACGUGGUGUUGGUCGCACACUCCAUGCCCUUCAACCCAUCCACCGCCGAAGCCACAAGGGCUUUGUUCGCCAAGCGCGCGCAUCUCUCUUCAUGGGACGACAUUCUCAUCCAAGGCGAAGCAAGAACUCAACUGACAGCCGCGUUCAAGGCCGGCCUCACGUCGCUGGCCCAGCUUUUCGCCGUCCACAAUACGGGGCCGUACCUCGAGGGUAACCAGGCAAACUAUGCCGACCUGAUCGUUGGGGGUUGGCUCAACUUGCUCUCGGCCACCAUGUCGCAGGACGAGUGGAAGGACUUCAAGACCUGGCAUGGUGGGGUUUUUGGCCGUCUUCAUGACGCGCUGCAGGAGAGUUACUUUGUGUGUAAGUAG
Messenger RNA from Fonsecaea multimorphosa CBS 102226, 840 nucleotides. RefSeq lists its product as uncharacterized. The transcript has a single exon. Bases 1 to 840 code for a protein of 279 amino acids. The record is from RefSeq and is a predicted model, not a curated record. NCBI's taxonomy places the organism in Eukaryota, Fungi, Ascomycota, Eurotiomycetes, Chaetothyriales, Herpotrichiellaceae.